This is a messenger RNA of Eupeodes corollae, 2135 nucleotides long. RefSeq names its product integrator complex subunit 9 (gene IntS9). Lineage: Eukaryota; Metazoa; Arthropoda; Insecta; Diptera; Syrphidae. Bases 65 to 2107 code for a protein of 680 amino acids. Gene Ontology annotation, cellular component: integrator complex. The record is from RefSeq and is a predicted model, not a curated record. The transcript has 6 exons. Gene Ontology annotation, biological process: snRNA processing.
AUUUGCCGCUAGUUUUUGAGAGAUUCUGUUUUGGAAUUGUGUGCAUUGAAAAGUAUCAACAAACAUGAAACUUUACUGCUUAAGCAACGAUUUGGCCAAACCAUGUUAUGUGGUUACAUUCAAGGGUCUCCGCAUAAUGCUCGAUUGUGGAUUGACCGAACAAACUGUCCUCAACUUCCUUCCGCUUCCGUUCGUCCAAAGUUUCAAACUAUCCAAUUUGGCCAAUUGGAUUCCCAAUCGAGAACAUGACCAACAAAUGGAUGGUGAAUUAAAAGAAUGCUGUGGUCGCGUCUUUGUCGACUCAGCUCCAGAAUUCACUCUUCCCAUGGACAAGCUAAUUGAUUUCAGUGAAAUUGAUGUAAUCCUGAUUUCAAAUUACCUCAAUAUGCUUGCCAUGCCCUAUAUCACCGAGAGGACGGGUUUCAAGGGGAAAGUCUAUGCUACAGAGCCAACUCUUCAGAUUGGACGAUUCUUUCUUGAAGAACUCGUUGAAUACAUUGAAGUGGCUCCAAAAGCGAAUAAUGCAAAUCUCUGGAAGGAAAUGUUGCACUUGUUGCCAGCUCCUCUAUGUGAUGCGUUCAGACCAAAGAAGUGGAAACAAAUUUUCAGUAUUAAGGACGUUCAGAGUAGUUUAGCCAGAGUCACCAUAACUGGAUAUGAUGAGAAAUUGGAUAUCUAUGGAGCAUUCAUUGCAACACCAGUUAGUUCUGGAUAUUGUUUGGGUUCAAGCAACUGGGUUCUAAACACCGCACAUGAAAAGGUUUGCUAUGUAAGUGGCUCGUCGACUCUUACAACUCACCCACGUCCUAUCAAUCAAGCUGCUUUGAAACACGCCGAUGUUCUUAUCAUGACAGGUCUUACUCAGGCUCCAACAGUUAACCCCGAUACCAAACUAGGGGAACUCUGCAUGAAUGUUGCUGUGACCAUUAGAAACAACGGUUCUGCUCUUAUUCCUUGCUAUCCAUCUGGAGUAGUUUACGAUUUGUUCGAGUGUCUGACGCAGAAUCUUGAAAAUGCUGGUCUUAAUAAUGUUCCAAUGUUUUUCAUAUCCCCCGUAGCCGAUAGUUCUUUAGCAUAUUCGAAUAUUCUCGCAGAAUGGUUAAGUUCGGCAAAGCAAAAUAAGGUCUACCUUCCCGAUGAUCCUUUCCCGCAUGCUUUUUAUGUUCGAAAUUCAAAAUUGAAGCACUAUAAGCAUGUUUAUUCGGAAGGAUUCAGCAAGGAUUUCCGACAGCCAUGUGUGGUAUUUUGUGGACAUCCGAGUUUAAGAUUUGGCGAUGCGGUUCACUUCAUUGAAAUGUGGGGUUCAAACCCAAACAAUUCCAUCAUUUUCACAGAACCCGACUUCCCAUAUCUGCAAGUUUUGGCUCCCUUCCAACCAUUGGCCAUGAAAGCAUUUUACUGUCCCAUCGACACGUCACUGAAUUAUCAACAGGCGAACAAGUUAAUUAAGGAAUUGAAGCCAAGUGUCUUGGUCAUUCCCGAAAACUACACAAAACCCCACCCAGCUGCACCACAACUUUAUAUUGAACAACCAGUAAUAUCCUUUUCAUUCCUUGAGUGUGUAUGUUUUUUUUUAUUCAUACAUCCCCUCAACUUUCAGGACAAAAAAAUCAUUACAUUCAAAUGCGGAGAAAUCAUUCGAUUGCCUCUCAAAAGAAAAAUGGAUCGAGUCUAUCUUACCUCUGAACUUGCAUCGAAACUUGUACCUCGUGAAAUAAGUCCCGGUGUGACAAUGUCUACCCUAACCGGAGUGCUAGAAGUCAAAGAUAAAGUACAUAACAUUGCUCCUUGUGAAGAUGGAUCAGAUGAUAAACCGAGCGUAAGUGCAGGCACAACUCUACAGCCACCCAAACGAGAAGAAGUUCUCAAGAAAGUGAAAUAUGAAUAUGGAGGCGUUGAUAUUGAUUUGUUUAUGAAGAAAUUGGCGCAAGAUGGAAUCACAGACAUUAAGACAGAACGAAGUGGAGGUGUUCUCACAAUAAGUAUUCCAAGUGAAGAUACGACGAUAAAAAUCGAAGAGAAUUCAACACAUAUUGUGUGUGGGGGGAAACAAUCGUUGCGACUCAAAUUGAGAGAUUCCCUGAUGCAGUGUGUACAGAGUUUUUAAAAAUAAAAAAAAAAACAUAUAAAUAUAA